GCUUCCGUAAGCAAGUAGCUACGGUGUGACGCAGCGGGCUUAACUUAACGGGCAGAUCAUUUCUACUGUCAAGAUGGCGACAUCGGAACCGAAGGCACCCGAAACUGAAGAGCCGCAACCUGACACCCAAGUCGCAAACCAGGAACAGUACAUCAAACAUCCCUUGCAAAACAGAUGGGCCCUGUGGUAUUUCAAAAAUGACAAGAGUAAAACCUGGACAGAGAAUUUGCGUCUCAUUUCCAGAUUUGACACAGUGGAAGACUUUUGGGCAUUGUACAACCACAUACAACAGCCCAGCAAGCUCGUUGUUGGCUGUGACUAUUGCUUAUUCAAGGAUGGCAUUAAGCCCAUGUGGGAGGACGACCGCAACAAACUGGGGGGGCGUUGGCUGAUGACCCUCAACAAAGUCCAGCGGCACAACGACCUCGAUCGCUACUGGAUGGAGACGCUUCUGUGUUUGGUGGGCGAGUCGUUCGACGAGGCGAGCGAUGACGUGUGCGGAGCCGUGGUCAACGUCAGACACAAAGCGGACAAAAUAGCUAUCUGGACCAGCAACUGCCAAAACAGGGACGCCAUCAUCACGAUAGGGCAAAUUUACAAGGACCUUCUGAGCAUCCCCUCCAAAGCCAUGCUGGGCUACCAGUCGCACGACGACACAUCCAGCAAGAGCGGCUCCACCACCAAGAACAUGUACUCUGUUUGAAAGACCCGACCUCAACAUUGACAUUUCAACUGGCUGCGUUUAGAUUUUAACAACAAUUGCAAGCCCAAAUCAUUAUCAUCAUCAUGUUAACAUUUUUGAGUUGGAUUCAACUACCGUAGUGUUGUAGUACUCUUUCACUGGGGGGGGGAGCAACGCACCACCGCUCAAGUUCAAUGAGUUACGGUUUGUAGCUGGGCAAAAAUAACUGUUGGAGGAUUUAAAAGGUGUACAAAUGAGAUGGUUCAAGAACAGUUUUAACUUGAUUUAUUCUCUCAAGUGUUACACAAUGGGCCGGCACACCGUCUUGAAGAAUCAACAAUAUCUUAAAAGUUUAUUAAAAUAAAUAACAAUAAAAAAAUGAACUGUGGCCACGCUCCCCAGUGGUUUAGAUUUUUAAGGCCACUUAUUGUUUCAGCCAUGCUGGAAUUGUGGAUUAUUGCUUGUAGUAUUUUGUUUUUGUUGUUCUUUAUUUCUUCCCCCUUUGCCCUCUUUACAUUUAUUUAUAAUGUAUGCCUUGCAGUUGAGGUUGAAUUACUUUUAUUUUUUAUUUUUGGACAAUGUGGACUACUGCGUUCUCGAUGAGAUUUUUUUUUACAGUGUACCAUACAGUAAAGAUACUCACCCAACUUUUGUUGUGCUUUCACUGUUCUCUUGCUAACAAAAUGUAGAUAACAACACACUCCCUAUCGCUAUUGUUCCAACUUUAAAAGAUGAUAUUCAUUGUGGAAUGAUUGUUUUUUUUGUUUUUUUUUGUUUUACACAGUGUAUAUUAUCUUUUCUCCCUGGAUGUAUUUUACCUUCUUUCAAGGAAAGGUUAAGUGCUUUGCAUUAAAUCCACAGGCUGCUGCAGCUGUUGUCUUUGUCGUACCCGUAGACAUGUCAAAAGUGACACAAAAUACAUUCAAAUUUACAAUAAAUUUGACGUUUUCAGUUUCAAACAUUUUGUAUAUUUUGAAUUACCUCUUGAAUUAGAGGUGUUUUUUUUUUCCACCAGAUGAAGCGAUUAAUUGAACCACUGAGAACUAGAGUGGGCCAACUCGCAUUUUUUUGUUUUGUCAAUUAUUUGAGCAUUUAUUCAAUAUUGAUAUCCAGUUUAAGGUCCACACUUCGUCCUCAUUAGUAUGACAAUUAAGUGCACUAGCAGAACAACUGUCUUGCAAGUAAUCUUCUUUUCCAUUACUAGUACCACUUUUGGCCUACUAGUACAAUCUUAAAUUGGAUAUAGGUAGAUGCAGAUAUAAGAUAUUGAAUAAAUGCGCAAAUUGUUUUCUGUACAUGAGUACUAUCAUGUCAAAGCCAAAAGGUAGGCAGAGCUGCACUGAGUGUUGUUGGGACGUACAGAUUAGCGUUGGUAUGUGAUUUGCAACGCAUAUAUGAUUGCCCGGUAAAGUUCAACCACAUUAGUGUAUACAGUGGUACCUUGAAGUAUGAGGUAAUUUGUUUCAGAACCAUGCUCAUAACUAAAGACACUGAAAUCAUCUUUCCUCAUUGAAAUGAAUGGAAAUGCCAUAAUCUGUUCCAGCUUCCCCCCUAAAUUGUAGUUUGUUUUUUUUUGUUUUUUGUUUUUAGAAAAAUCACUGUGAUAUUGUACUUUAUAAAAACUUACAGUAAUGAAUUAAAUAGAAUGUAUAGAAAUUAAAACACUUGUUGCCACA
This is a messenger RNA of Phycodurus eques (leafy seadragon), 2358 nucleotides long. It is a transcript of the gene eif4e1c, whose product is annotated as eukaryotic translation initiation factor 4E family member 1c. Gene Ontology annotation, molecular function: translation initiation factor activity; RNA 7-methylguanosine cap binding. Bases 74 to 703 code for a protein of 209 amino acids. The record is from RefSeq and is a predicted model, not a curated record. Gene Ontology annotation, cellular component: cytoplasm; eukaryotic translation initiation factor 4F complex. Gene Ontology annotation, biological process: translational initiation. The transcript is spliced from 7 exons. Lineage: Eukaryota; Metazoa; Chordata; Actinopteri; Syngnathiformes; Syngnathidae.